Molecule: messenger RNA, 344 nt
Organism: Funneliformis geosporum
Lineage: Eukaryota; Fungi; Glomeromycota; Glomeromycetes; Glomerales; Glomeraceae
Source: the annotation of a GenBank genome assembly
ACUCCUUUACACAAGCAACUGAUAAAGUUAAAGAAAUUCAACACAACCCAAUUUUUUUGGUAAUUGAUCCUAAUGUCAAACAACAACGCAAAGACAAUAAAAAGGGCAGAUGUAUUAAAGUCAAUGAUAUUCCCUUAUUUAUUUUUAAUGAUAACACUUGGUCUAUCUUAUUAAUGGAAUUUUCAGUUAGAAUUGAACCUACCAACAUUAAUGAAAUUCAAACUGCUCUUCGCCAACAAUUUGAACUUAAACUCACUGGAUUUUCCUUUAACAUCACUCAAUUAGAUCUCUUUGAUUUCUUGAUUCAGAUCAAAGCAAAAUCAUGUUUUAUUCCAAGAGACUGA